AUGCAUUUGAAAACUGGAUUAAUAUUUUUGAUCAUUUGCCUUGCUCUCCAAGUUCAGGGAAGCAGAGAAAUUCCUAAUAAAAUAAACCGUGGUGAAGCCAAACAUCUUGCAGAUGCCUCAGGGUCAGACAAAACAGAAAGAACAACAAAGAGGUCCAGAAUAUCAACCAUAAGGCGGAUAUUUGACAUGUCAAAACACCGAAUAAAGAGGUCAUCCUUUUUCUCAACUGGUGUGAAAGUUUGCCCACAAGAAUCAGUGAAGCAGAUUUUAGCCAGUCAUCAAGCUUACUAUAGAUUAAGAGUCUGCCAGGAAGCUGUGUGGGAAGCCUUUCGUAUUUUUCUGGAUCGGAUUCCUGAUACUUCUGAAUAUCAGAACUGGGUUACUGCCUGCCAGAGGGAAACCUUCUGCAUAUUCGACAUUGGCAAAAACUUCAGCAAUUCCCAAGAACACCUGGAAAUAAUCCAACGGCGAGUAAAACAUAGAACCUUCCAGGAAAGGAAAGAUGAAAUAUCCACAGAGAAAACAGGUGGCAAAAAGCUGGAAGACAUUCCUUCCAUUUCUACAGGCUCCCCCGGCACGUCCCUCUCUCCAUAUGCACCAGUACCUAACGGCACGCUGCUCAACGAAAUUGUUAACGACACGAAGACUCCUGUGAAGGAGCUGGGAACAAAUACUGUCCCAGAACUGCCUGUGGAGCAAAUGGUAGAAUUCAGUGUCACUCUCACUGAUCAGGAGUACACAGCUGAACUUAAUGAUCCCAACUCCCCACAGUACCGACAACUUGCUGCCAAAUUUCAGCUACAGAUGCAAAAAAUAUUUGAGAAACUUCCAGGAUUCAAGGAAAUCCGUGUAUUAGGAUUUAAACAGAAGAAGGAGAAAGAUGGAUCAAGCAGCACUAUAGCACGAUAUGUGGUAAACUUUGAGAGAGAUGGCUCAGAAAUCAAAAGCACAGCAGAUGACAUCUCAACUAUUGGGUCUAAUAAAGUUGAAAAUGAAAAAAUUCCACUUUCUCCAAAGGAAGAGAGGGAGAUAUCAGCAACUAAACUCACAGUAACAGACCUUCAGCAACUGGUUGCCAUCGCACUCCACGAAGACCAGUCCCUGCCAAUGGACCUUGGAACACUUCAGUUUACUGAUGAAUCUAUUAUACCACCUAGUGAUUUUGAUAAUGAUAUCCAGGCCAUGGUCACUAUUCCUCUGGCAGGCCCUGAUUUGGAGGACUCAAUGAGUGUGGAACUCCCACUAGGUUACCCCAGCCCAGCAACUGUGGACCAACCGGACAUCUUGGUCAAUGAAUUUACAACGGGAAUCCCUGUGCUAAGUGGAGAUAUAAGUGCUCCUGAAGACUUUAAUAAUUUUGUUUCACCUGAACCUGUGUUCCCCACCAAACCCUCCAGAGAACCAUUUCAGGACAAAUCUUCUCCAGAAACAGAAGAUAUCGCUACUGACCACCAAAGUUUCACAGUGCCUUUCAAUGCUCUGGGUAGCACUAGCAGUCCUCCAAAACCAGAGGAUCCCUAUUUGCCUCCUCCAGCAGAUGAUUCUGCUAGCAAUGACUUAAUCACCGAUGGCUAUGAGUUUCCAACGGAGCAGGCUACCACACUGGCAGUUUAUACCACAGGUAGCUUUACCCCACCUAAUCUCCUGCAAGCCAGAGAUGAGAAUAGUGAAGCUGAGGAGAAGAAAGAACUGACUGAUAUAACAGAACCACCUGUCAAGGAAUCUGACCAAGAUAGUUUGUCUGGACAAGCAGUUAAGAUCAUGGAUGAACCAGAAUCAUCAGGCAAUGACAUUUUAGUUACAGCCAGCACUUACGAAACGUUGCCUUUCUUUAUUGGUUCAAGUGAUAUCUCUACCACGCAGCCUGAAGAUGUUAUUACAGAUGUGCAACCAUCACACCAAACAGCACCACUGCCUGUGGCAACCAGCCCAUCCCACAGCCACUCUCAGAUCAUCGAACAGUCCCUUGAAGUACCGGAUUCCUUGGUGCCCACAUCUGAGAGCGUUCCUCCCGAUGGCACCGAGACGGGAGUGCAGGAUAUCGCUGCCGAGUUAGAUCACGUCGGUGUGAUGAGCACAGCAGCACUGGAUGAAGUGGAGCAUGGCAGUGGUUAUAUCUCAGUGCUGACCACUGAGCCUGCAGAAGCCACCCCAGCUCCUACGCUUAAGUAUGUAACUACCAGCUCCAUGACAACCGCAGCCAAAGGCAAAGAGCUAGUGGUUUUCUUCAGCCUGAGGGUAACCAACAUGCACUUUUCUGAUGACCUCUUCAAUAGGAGUUCGACAGAAUACAAAGCACUAGAACAACAGUUCAUGCAAUUGCUACUUCCAUACCUUCAGUCCAACCUCACAGGUUUUAAGCACCUGGAAAUACUUAACUUCAGGAAUGGAAGCGUGAUUGUGAAUAGCAAAAUGAAAUUUGCCAGGACAGUGCCAUACAAUAUCACAGAAGCAGUACACUGCGUUUUGGAAGAUUUCUGUGAUGCUGCAGCCCAGCGCCUCAAUUUGGAGAUUGACAGCUAUUCCCUGGAUAUCGAGCCAGCUGAUCAGGCAGACCCAUGCAAAUUCAUGGCGUGUGACGACUUUUCCGAAUGCAUAAUGAACGAGUGGACAAAAGAGGCUGACUGCCUUUGUAAACCUGGUUACGCAAGCCAAGACGGAUUACCCUGUCGCAGCCUGUGCGAGUUGGAACCCCAUCUGUGCGUCAAUGGUGGGAAAUGUGAGUUAGUUCCCGGAAGAGGAGCUGUCUGCAGGUCACCAGACCAGUUUACAAAGCCACGACUGACAAGUUAA
This is a messenger RNA of Charadrius vociferus (killdeer), 2793 nucleotides long. RefSeq names its product interphotoreceptor matrix proteoglycan 1 (gene IMPG1). The record is from RefSeq and is a predicted model, not a curated record. The transcript is spliced from 16 exons. NCBI's taxonomy places the organism in Eukaryota, Metazoa, Chordata, Aves, Charadriiformes, Charadriidae. Gene Ontology annotation, biological process: visual perception. The coding region runs from base 1 to 2793 and encodes 930 amino acids.